Molecule: messenger RNA, 1182 nt
Organism: Mustela lutreola (European mink)
Lineage: Eukaryota; Metazoa; Chordata; Mammalia; Carnivora; Mustelidae
Product: ankyrin repeat domain-containing protein 26-like
Source: RefSeq, a predicted model, not a curated record
AUGACAGAUAAUCCUUACCACGCACAGAGAUAUUUCGUCACUGUCAGCACUGGAUUCAGCUGCCUCUGUCUUUUACCUCACCCCACAGAACCUCACCUAGAUUCUAGAACUUCAUCAAAUAAUGCUUCAUGGCCUACAUCAGAUGAUGAAGUCUUAAGUUUGAAUAUGAAGACUACCUCAAAACCAAACUUAAAAAAACUAAUGAAUGUUUCUCAGCAUUUCAAGAAUUUGAAAACAAAACUUGGCCUUGUAUCACCAGGAGAUAAAACUUUAUUUGAGGAUGAUAGCUCUGACAACAAAUGUGAAGAUGUGGUUGGCAUUCCUUCCAAACCAUCAGUUGAAGUCUGUGACUCUUCUCCUCCUGCUUUGCCAUCACCUGAUUCUCUUCUAAGACCUCCUUUCACAUUGUUAGGCUUUGGUCUUACAAAGGAAGGAGAGGAGCAGCCAGAAAUUGGAACAAAGGACUUUGGUAUUAUUGAAAGUGUUCCAAAAGAGCAAACAGUUAAUGACACUUCUGCUGACAGGGCAGAUAAAAAUGAUAGACAUGUUAUGCUGUCAGCAUUACGAUUUGCAGAACAAAAUGAAGAAUCACCUUGGGAUUCUGAGAGUAAUUCUGAGAGUCUUCCAGAGAAAUACAUUGAUCAUUUACCUGGAAAUGCAGAUCAGAAAGGGACAAGUACAUUAAAUGAACAAGUAGAAGACUCUCUGGGAAAAUAUUCUUUCUUGAAGCCUACUGUUGAGGAGAAAGAUUCUGUUCCUAAGAAAGGAGGAGAAAUGGAGGAAAAACAAGCAUCCCAAUCAGAUUCUCCAGGAAAAUGUUUUUUCUUGAAGCCUAGUGUUGAAGUAAAUGAUUCUCUUCCUAAUAAACCAGGAGAAAUGGAGGACAAAGAAACAUCUGAAUCCAAUUUGUCCAAUUGGAAGUCUACUCAUUUGAACCAAAAAAGUGCAAUUUGUCAAAGAUCCAGAACUACUCUGAAUGGCUCCUAUCAUCCUGGUGAUUGCCGUUAUCCAGGAUACUGCCAUUCUCUUCAACAUCAGCAUCAUUUUCCUCCUCUUCUCAGCACAUUUGUCUUCCAGGCUGGCCUGGGCAACUCUGUAUUCCAUAAAUUCAAAUGGACCGCCAUCCUCACAGCUGUGUUCUUCACCCCCAGCAUUUUGCUCUAUGUCUGGGUCAUGACUUAA